CUCCAAAAAAAAAAAAAAAAAAAAAGAACUUGUUGUACCCUUAUGCAGUGUGUGUAGUACCUGAGGGAAGUGAAUUUACCAUCUUACCCAUGAAGGUUUCAAGAACCACUACUGCAGUCCCCUUGGUGGGACUGUUAUUGGUGGUGUUUGCGUGCAUGGCGGCGAGGGCAGAAUCGGAAUACAUGGUUUACAAGGAUCCAAACCGGAGCAUGACAAGUCGGAUCAGGGACCUGAUGGGGCGGAUGACGUUGGCGGAGAAGAUCGGACAGAUGACGCAGAUUGACCAGGAGAAUCUGACGGCGGUGAUCGUCCUAGAUUACGGUCUCGGCAGCGUAUUGAGCGGCGGCGGCGGGUGGCCUCGGCCGGAAGCGACGCCGUACGACUGGGUGAACAUGGUAAACCGGUUUCAAAGUGGGGCUGUUAAUAGUAGGCUUGGGAUUCCCAUCAUUUAUGGCAUUGAUGCAGUUCAUGGCAAUAACAAUGUCUUCAAGGCCACCAUUUUUCCUCACAACAUUGGCCUUGGAGCUACAAGAGAUCCAAAGCUAGUGAAGAGGAUUGGUGCAGCAACUGCUCUUGAAACUAGAGCUACAGGCGUCAAUUACGCUUUUGCUCCAUGUCUUGCGGUUUGCAGAGAUCCAAGAUGGGGAAGGUGCUACGAGAGCUACAGUGAAGAUGUAGAAAUUGUGAAAUCCAUGACAGAGAUUAUACCUGGUUUACAAGGCGACGUCCCCAACAAUUUUUCUAGGGGUGUUCCUUAUGUCGGUGGCAAGACAAAGGUUGCAGCUUGUGCAAAGCACUACGUAGCAGACGGCGGAACAACAAAGGGUAUGGACGAAAACAACACCGUGACGGAUUGGCAUGGGCUGAUGAGCAUUCACAUGCCACCAUACCCACCUUCCAUCAUCAAGGGCGUCUCCACCGUCAUGGCUUCUUACUCCAGCGUUAACGGCGUCAAGAUGCACGCCAACCGCCAUCUCCUCACCGACUUCCUCAAAGGCCAUCUCCGUUUCCGGGGGUUUGUGAUUUCGGAUUGGUUGGGUAUAGAUAGAAUCACGGUGAAAGAAGAUUCCAACUACACUUACUCGGUGUUAGAAAGCAUUAACGCUGGGAUUGACAUGGUUAUGGUGCCUAACAACUACAGUAGGUUUAUUAGCACUGCAUUGUCAUUGGUGAAGAACAGGUUCAUCCCAAUGAGCCGGAUUGAUGACGCUGUCACUAGAAUCUUGAGAGUCAAGUUCACUAUGGGCCUCUUCGAGAACCCUUUCGCUGAUUAUUCUCUAGCCCACUAUCUUGGAUGCCAGGCUCAUAGAGAUUUGGCAAGGGAAGCAGUGAGGAAAUCACUUGUUUUGUUGAAAAAUGGGAAAGAUGAAAAGCAACCUUUGCUCCCUCUCCCCAAGAAUGCAUCAAGAAUCUUGGUCGCUGGAACCCAUGCCAACAACCUUGGUUAUCAGUGUGGUGGUUGGACAAUAACUUGGAAAGGUCUCAGUGGCUACAUAACUGCUGGAACUACGAUCUUGAGUGGAAUUGCGAACGCGGUUGAUCCAGCAACACAAAUAGUGUACAACGAGAGCGCCAACAAGGAGUUCAUGAAAUCCAACGACUUCGCCUACGCCAUUGUCGUUGUCGGAGAGAAGCCCUACAGCGAAUACUUCGGCGACGACCUGAACUUGACCAUCCCGGCGGCCGGCCUCGACACAAUCAAGAACGUCUGCGCCGCCGGCGUCAAGUGCGUCGUCGUGCUCGUCUCCGGCCGACCACUCGUCUUGGAACCCCAUCUCCCGUCCAUGGACGCCCUGGUGGCGGCGUGGCUCCCCGGCAGCGAAGGCCAAGGCGUGGCGGAUGUCCUGUUCGGCGACUACCCGUUCACCGGAAAGUUGUCGCGGACGUGGUUCAAGACCGUCGAUCAGCUUCCGAUGAACGUCGGAGAUCGUCACUAUGACCCACUCUUCCCCUUUGGGUUUGGGCUCACCACCAAGGGUAGUAGACAUUAGGGGAAUUGAAAUUGCAUUUUCCUUUUAUUUAAUUGUUACAAUUUAC
Ipomoea nil (Japanese morning glory) is the source of this 2037-nucleotide messenger RNA. RefSeq names its product beta-glucosidase BoGH3B-like. The coding region runs from base 90 to 1991 and encodes 633 amino acids. The record is from RefSeq and is a predicted model, not a curated record. The transcript has 7 exons. Lineage: Eukaryota; Viridiplantae; Streptophyta; Magnoliopsida; Solanales; Convolvulaceae. Gene Ontology annotation, molecular function: beta-glucosidase activity. Gene Ontology annotation, biological process: glucan catabolic process.